Messenger RNA from Choloepus didactylus (southern two-toed sloth), 723 nucleotides. RefSeq lists its product as uncharacterized. The transcript is spliced from 3 exons. The coding region runs from base 1 to 717 and encodes 238 amino acids. The record is from RefSeq and is a predicted model, not a curated record. Lineage: Eukaryota; Metazoa; Chordata; Mammalia; Pilosa; Megalonychidae.
AUGAUUGAGAGUAAGGAACAGGUAAGGGAAAGUACAAGUCGCUUACAAGACACAGAGGAGCUGAGGUAUCUCAAAGGACCCACAGGGAAAACAUCUACGCUAAGAUCUGAAGUAGAGAGGGAGUGCUGUCAAAGCGGAGGUCCGAGCACGCAUGCGCAGCACGCCCACCCACCCACCCGGGGUACCCGGGCCGCAGGUCGUUGGCAGCGCGGGUUCGGGGCCCAAGGUCUAACCCCGCUGCAGUCACGCUUCUGGUGCGGCCCGCAGGGGGUUGGGAGGGUGGGCGCCCGCGAAGACAGUGUGCGCGGUCUGCUCAGGAUCGACCGCCGCCGCCGCCGCCGCCACCCAGACCGCCAGGAGCGCGGCCGGCAGCGGGCCGCAGCGCCCGCCCGCCAUGUUGGGGCGCGGAGCGAGGCUUCUCCACAGGGGAUGUGGGGAAAGGGAGCGUCCGGCCUUUGCCAGCCGCCCGCCCAAGUACAGGCCCGCCUGACUUGGCCUUUCAGGGUGGUCGGAGGAGAAGACGGACAGCACCGCCUCGGCCCAGCCAGGCCAAUCCCGAAGCCAGCAGCCAGCGCCGCCUCUUAUCGGCCCCGGAGCGCCGAGACCACGCCCCCUCCCGCCAAGAUUUGCUGUUGCCCGGGUGUCGGUUGCCUUGACAACGGCCGCCCUUUCCUCUUUGCAGCCAAGCUGAAAAUAAACAGAUGGCCCAAUGCUUAAGUUAUA